This is a messenger RNA of Musa acuminata AAA Group (dessert banana), 2730 nucleotides long. RefSeq lists its product as uncharacterized. Bases 1037 to 2578 code for a protein of 513 amino acids. The transcript is spliced from 5 exons. The record is from RefSeq and is a predicted model, not a curated record. NCBI's taxonomy places the organism in Eukaryota, Viridiplantae, Streptophyta, Magnoliopsida, Zingiberales, Musaceae.
UGCCCGUCGACGAUCCAAGGCGGCGAGAGCAGAAGAAGAAGGGGAAGAAGAAGUGAGAUUUUAAUCCGUGUCGAGUUCAUGGAGGUCGUGUCGGAGGACGGCGACAGCGUCCGGAUUGAUUGGGAUUCGUCGACCGUGAUCGGCAGACGGCUAGGGUUAGGGUUACGGCGGUCCUCAUCCGCCGACCGCACCGUCUCCCGCCGCCACCUCUCCUUGCGACUCGCCGGAUAUGACCGCGAGGUCGGUGGUUCUGUUGAUGGAGGGAGGGUCUUCUUUGAGGUAAUUGGGAGGAAUCCCGUCUUGGUCUGCAGCGGCGGAGGCGGAGAGAAGACGAGGGUGUUCCGGAAUUCGGAGAAGGGUGAGCUCCGAUCCGGUGAUCGAUUCUCUCUAUCCCUCACAAAUCCCUCAUUUUGGGUGCUCAAGAGGCGUCAAGAAGGGGAGGAAGCGGUGGAUCAGAGGGUCUUGGAUGCGGUGGAGAGGAGGGAGAGGAGGACCUCGGAGAGGAAGGCAAAAGUUGAGGCCAGAGGAAGUGAAGGAAAUGACGAAGCGGUUGGCGGGGAGCUGGAGUUAGAGUUGGGUGCAUUGGAUGUCUCCCAAAUCGAUCCUAUCAAAGAGUUUGGAUUCUUGGUAGAAGGCCAUGAGUUUGAUCAUUAUCCGAGGCACAAGAUCCGUCCGGCUAAGGAGUGGAAUUGGCUCCUCGAGGAGCAAGGAGGGAAUAGUGAUGACGACGACGACAGGCUGACUGAUGAAGGAUCUAGUCCGAAGAGGAACAAGGGUGGAAAGAAGAACAGAAGAGGUGGAGAUUAUGAGGAUGAGGAAUGGAUAGGUGAGAUCGAAGAAGAGAAUGAUACUGUUGGAAUUGGAAAUGCCAGGAGAUCCAGGCUCUCUACUAGAUCUAAAGACCCAAAAAGGCCACGCAACGAUGAUCUAGCUGGUACAAAGAAACCUGUGAAAGGCAGAGAUGUUAAUUGUCGCAAGGAUGAAGACGACGACGAAGAAGAUGAUACUUUAGGAGGUUUCAUAGUCAACGACGGUAAUGACGAUGAAGCAUAUGAAGAAGAAUCGGAGGAAGAGGAAGAAUUCGACGACGAAGAGGAAGACGCUGAUGAGUGACUGUAACAAGAAGGAACCAGUUUGUGUUGGUUCGUGGAAGUUCAUUCCGCACUACAAAAAAGGAUGUGGUGAUGGAGGAGGCAAGUUAAACAAACUGGAAACAAUUGGGACGACAAUGGUAAAUCUAGCUGAGUGGGCUAAGGAAUAUGAAUCCAAGAGAAAAGGAGAAAGAGCAGGAGAGAAGGAAUUCAAGAAGCAGCUUUGCAUCACCUUAAAGAAGGAAGGCUUGACGAGCCAUGGAAUGCUUCAUGUCACUGCAAGUUUCACGGAGGUGAGGCCUUUUGGAGUAAUGGAAAAGGCAUCACCUUGUGAAGACAAGAUGAUGGUAGAAUGCCAGGCCAGCCAACAAAUGAAAUCUGACGAUUCAGGAAGCUUUGACACAGAAGAUAUGGUUUUGGAUCGGCUUAUUCUGCUUCGAGAAGAGGAAGAUACUUCCGAAGUUGGUAAUCAUCACAAUCACACUGCCAGCAGCAGCAACAGCUGGCGAUCAAGUCCAGAGUCAGAAUCAUCUUCAAAGAGCUGGUUCCAAUGGAGCAAGAGGAGAAAAGUUACCAAUAUGGUUAGAGAUCUUGAGGGAGAAACCAUGAAGCCUUCCUCCUUUCAUCAAGACAAUUUAUCUGAAAAUGGCAAGAAGGAAUCAGCAGAGUCUGAUGAAGACGAUGAUCCAGUAGGCCACUGGAGAAACAAAGAAUUCAUCAGCAGGGACAAGCAAACAAAGCUCAAAGUCCAGACAUUCUUUGCUUCCAUUGAUCAGCGAGAUCCUAGUGCCGGUGGAGAGAGUGCUUGCACAGCAAUAGCCGCUGUAAUUGCAAGUGCGCUCCACGAUAAUGAACUCAACACACCAACUAGAUCAGAAUUUGAUGCACUUAUUAGAGAAGGCUCAUCCGAGUGGCAACAGUUGUGCAACAACCCGACAUAUAUUGAAAACUUUCCUGACAAGCACUUUGACCUUGAGACAAUAUUAGAAGCAAAAAUAAGGCCUAUAUCCGUUUUACCAGACAAAUCUUUCAUAGGAUUCUUCCGACCAGAGAACUUCAAAUCUUUGCAUGGAGCAAUGUCGUUUGAUGACAUCUGGCAUGAGAUAACUAGUGAUGUUGGAGGAGAUAGUAAGGUCUAUAUUGUAGGUUGGAAUGAUCACUUCUUCAUGCUAAAGCUGGAAGCAAAUGCAUACUAUGUGAUGGAUACUCUGGGAGAGAGAUUGUAUGAAGGAUGCAAGAAGGCCUAUAUGCUAAGGUUUGAUGACUCUACAGAGAUGUUCAGGUGGCAUGAAAACAAGGCAAUUGAAGACAGUGAAGAGCUGAUUUGUAGAGGGAAGGAAUGUUGCAGGGAAUUCAUAAAUAGAUUCUUAGCGGCUAUACCAUUACAGGAGGAGUUGGAGUUGGAGGAGAAGGGAAUUGGGAUCAACACAGCCCUCCACCAGAGGUUGCAGAUUGAGUUCCAGUUGACAGAGGCUUCAGCAGACUAAGACAAUGAUCCAUCAAAGGAUGGCAAUUGGAAAAAUAACAGUGAUUUUUAUAGCAACAACUAUUGGACUAAGAAAAGCAAUGGCACCAUGUGCGACACUUGGAGAAGAAAUAGCAAUUGGAAUCACAAUAGCGAUCGGAGUAAUGACAGCAU